AUGAGCGGCCGACCUCUCGUCUCGUACGCAGAUAUCACAGAGCCAUAUGAGGCUCCCGAACCACCACCGCCGCCCAAUACUGCCACCAAUUCUAACCCACCACCCAAAAAACGGAAGAAAUCCAACCAAAAGUCGAAAAACAGGGCGAACCAGCAGCCGUCGACCACAACGACUCAAAGUCGCGGAAGCAACAAUGUCUCGGGCUUUGAAGAAAGUCGUGAGCUUACCCACGAAGAAAUAUGGGACGACUCGGCGCUCAUAGACGCCUGGAACGCGGCGAAUGAGGAGUAUGAAGCGUUCCAUGGAUCAGGGCAAGGUUGGAAGCGACAGCCCGUUACAAAAGCACCUCUGUGGUAUAACAUUCCUCCCUCUACGCAGACUCAAGGGUUCAUACCUGCACAGGAUACCAGUCAUGGACAGAAUGACGACGAACAUGUCGUUGCCGAUGAAGUGAAUGGCGUUGAGGGGGACCAUGGUCAUGGAUUGGAACCUCCACCUGCGCCAACGUAUGACCCGACUGCACUGGGCUCGUUAGACUCUACUCCAAUGGCCAGUCAAGAUGAGGCGUUCUCGAGGGCUUUGAAUGCGAUGUACUGGAGUGGAUACUGGACCGCUGUUUAUCACUGUCAUAGGAAGCUGACUCCUCAGCAACCGUCCUCGCAGGCUAAGCCUACUACAGCUGAAGAUGCCGCGGAAGACAUCGUUGAGGAAGCAGAACAAGAAGGACAGGACCAAGACGAAGAAAUGGCCGACGAUCAGGAGGAAGAAUCCCCAGAAUUUGUCACUACCCAAAGGUAG
Molecule: messenger RNA, 798 nt
Organism: Coprinopsis cinerea okayama7#130
Lineage: Eukaryota; Fungi; Basidiomycota; Agaricomycetes; Agaricales; Psathyrellaceae
Exons: 3
Coding region: 1-798 (265 amino acids)
Source: RefSeq, a predicted model, not a curated record